This is a messenger RNA of Colletotrichum navitas, 1006 nucleotides long. RefSeq names its product Sas10/Utp3/C1D family protein. Gene Ontology annotation, molecular function: DNA binding; RNA binding. The transcript has 3 exons. Gene Ontology annotation, biological process: regulation of gene expression; maturation of 5.8S rRNA. Bases 132 to 668 code for a protein of 178 amino acids. Gene Ontology annotation, cellular component: exosome (RNase complex); nucleolus. The record is from RefSeq and is a predicted model, not a curated record. Lineage: Eukaryota; Fungi; Ascomycota; Sordariomycetes; Glomerellales; Glomerellaceae.
CUUGAAUUUUCAGCAUCUAUGAGGACCUCAUCAAAGAGCUAUACAUAUCCACGACCUUGACUAUCGUUAGGUACGGGCUCACUCUUAAUAUUCUGGCCCGUUUGUUUCCGCCACAUAAAAAAGCCCCCAAGAUGGCCUUGAAGGACAUGACACACGACCUGGAGAAGCUCGAUUCUCACAUCGACUCUCUCGAGAAUGCGCUCAAGCCCCUGAUCGAUAGCCUUCCCGAAAUGGCCAACGAGCUCCCGCUUCUCGACAAGGCUAAGAUGUUCGCCCUCACAGCUUAUGCCAUCGAGUCUCUUCUCUUCUCUUCCCUCCGUCUGCAAGGCGUAGACGCCAAGGACCAUCAAGUCAUGACGGAACUCAAGCGCGUGCAACAGUACUUUGGCAAGAUCAAGAAGGCCGAAGAGGUACCGGCCCAGCGGACCAUGACCGUCAACACUGAGGCUGCUACGCGGAUUCUCAAAGCGGAUCUCGGCGAGAACGACAAGAGUUUGAAGAAGAAACUGGAGGAGAAACUGGCUGAGGAGCGCGCGAAGGCGCUGCUCAACUCCAUGCAGAGGCCCAAAAGACCCGCACCCGAAUCACCGUCAGCCAGCUCCUCCGGUCCGGAGAAGAAGUUGAGAAGCUCAAAGAGGAAGAGCGCCGGCAAGAAUCGCAACUCCUGAGCCGUCUAUGUGGAAACGGAAGUUAAACAAAUGAAGCACACAGCACGAACCGGAUUUCCAAGGCUGUGGAAUGGGUAUCGGUAGUACAGGCCGUGUAUUAGAUGUCCCGGGGCAUCAACACAUGGGACAAACGAGCCCCUCUAGCUAGGCCACGUUCUCACCGGGCCAGAUACAUCUCAACAAGAGCGGGGCCUGAUUGUGGUCUACCCAAGUGAGAUUAAAGUUUAAGUAUGAUAGUGAGGAAUUCAUCACGGGGGGUAGUGGUCAACAUUAUUUUGUGCACUGGGAGAUCGGAUACCCUCGAGAUAGACAUAGAUACCAAAUAACGAAUCACAAUG